Tachysurus vachellii is the source of this 2362-nucleotide messenger RNA. Its product is annotated as E3 ubiquitin-protein ligase TRIM39-like. Gene Ontology annotation, molecular function: protein binding. The record is from RefSeq and is a predicted model, not a curated record. The transcript is spliced from 11 exons. Bases 138 to 1238 code for a protein of 366 amino acids. Lineage: Eukaryota; Metazoa; Chordata; Actinopteri; Siluriformes; Bagridae.
UGGUUAGAGUGGAAAAAACCUCUAUUUUUUUUAACUACCUCCAGUUUUCUCUUUCUACCAACACUUGUGAAACUUAUCAACAGCUUAAACAAGCUUUACUGUUGGAAAAAAUUCUGAUUUUUUUACAUCAGACAAACAUGACCUCGUCAGCAAAAGGAGGACGCAGCACUGGGGCUUUCCACAGUCUUGUCAGUUUGAGAAAUCCACACAAAAAGAGGGAAAAUCAAAAAACCUGCAAAUCAGAGCCAUUUAUUAAACCAACAAUGUCCGUAAGCAUGGUGAUUUCAUAUUUCAAAUCUAAGAUCCAAAAAUCUCCGAAAGGGGAGAAAACUCUUGUGCUAAAGGAUUCAAACAAACUGGGGAAGAACAUGCAGAUGGCCAUCACAGACAACAACAAACUAAACCUACCACAGAAAAACCAAAACAAACCUGAGUGUGUUAGAAGUGAACAGAAGUCUGAAAAUGCAGGUGGUUUGAAGAUUCCCAUGAAAGGAGAACGCAGCACUGGGGCUUUCUACAAUCUUGUCAGUUUGAGAAAUCCACACAAAAAGAGGGAAAAUCAAAGAACCUGCAAAUCAGAGGCAUUUCUUAAACCAACGAUGUCUCUAAACAUGUGUGUUAGAAGUGAACAGAAGUCUGUAAAUGCAGGUGGUUUGCAGAUUCCCAGGAAAGUGUGGGAAAACCUCACAAGACCAUCAGCCAAAGUGAUUCUGGAUCCAAACAUUGCAGAUCCCACUCUCAAGCUGUCUGAGGAUGGACGCUCUGUGAGAACAAAGACCCACAAAGAGUUUCAUUCCAGCCAGAGCUUCUAUGAAUAUCACAGAAAAAGUGCACAACAGUAUAAUGGUUGGAUGUGUGUCCAAGCUAAAGAGGGCUACAGCACAGGCAAGCAUUACUGGGAAGUAGAUGUAAAAGGUAAAUGUGAUUGGAGAGUAGGAGUAGUGAAAGAGUCCGCUCCACGUUCUGGCUUUAUUAAUCUAAACACAGCAACAGGGUAUUGGACUCUGCGUCUGCAGUUAGGUUCUCUCAUAGCUCUGACUGAACCAAUCACCAAACUCAAUCAGGCACCACCUGCUAAGUUAGGUGUGCAUCUAGACGUGGAGGAAGGUCAGGUUUCAUUCUAUGAUGUGAUGAAAAGGAAAAAUAUUUACACAUUUGACACAGAAUUCAGGAAUUGUGGGAAGAUUUACCCUGUUUUUGGAACCAUGGAGACAGAUAAACCCCUAAAGAUUAUCUAAACAUGACUUUUAAUUGGUCUUUAUGUUGAUUAAAAGAAUUAUAGAAACCAUAGACAUAGUUUAAAUUUCCAGUUUUUAACCCUUGUAUGUUUUUUGUAUUUUUGUUACUCAGCCAGUGUUCGUGGGUCUGGUGGACCCGCUGCAUUUUUGGGAUUUAAUUCAACACAAUCAUGAAUUUUAUGUUAAAAUACUCUACAGAUGUUUACUUCGUCCCAAUUACAAGCAACAGCAUAUAUGAUUAAUAUUUGCCCUUUACCUUUAUUAUAUCACAUUUUUUAAUUAAAGUGCUACUCGUUUUUUGUUGUUUUUUAAUAAAAUGUAAUAAAAAAAGAAAAUCAAAACUAUUGAUGUUUAUGAAUACGGAUCCCACAGAUCCGAACAACAUACAGUACAAGGGUUAAUUAAAUUUUUCCAGUAAUAUUCACAUUUCCAUGAUACAGUGUAAUCCUUAUAGUUGAAUUUUUCUAAUAAACUGGUGAUUUUAAAUAUCUUUUGAUUUAGUUUUAUGUAGAAUUAAACAGACUAAGAAAGAAACUGCACAAAUACUUCAAAUCUUUAUUUUUCUACAUUUGUCUAAUCAUAAAUAUUUCAGAUGAUUAGUGGUGUAGGUUUUUUGUAAUACUGUGUAAGUUUUUUUCUAUACUAACACAAGGAAACUGCUAUUUGUAAAUUAUUUUCAUUUUUUAUAUCUUUUUAUUUUUUAUAUCUUUGUUUAUCUUUGUAAAUGUAAAAGGUAAAUGUGAUUGGAAAGUAGGAGUAGUGAAAGAGUCAGCUCCACAUUCUGGCUUUAUUAAUCUAAACACAGCACCAGUUUAAUCAUAAAUAUUUCAGAUGAUUAGUGGUGGAAAGUUUUUGUAUGUACUUUAAGUUUCAAAUAAUUCUUUUUGAAGUGAUUUCUAUUACAUUAAAUUCUAUACUUGUGUGAUGAAGUUAUUUUCACGGCUAUACUUUGUCUUUAUCUACCAUUUGAUAAAAUUGAUCAAACUUUUAAUGCACUUAACCCUAAAACAUGCAUAACUUUAAUACAUUAUAUAUUGAAUGUCUCUUUAUGCCAAUAUAUUGUCUAACUUUUAUUUUGUAUGAAUGAACACUCAAAAAUUGCCGUUUUGUGUAAAAAAAAAAAA